Molecule: messenger RNA, 1773 nt
Organism: Vollenhovia emeryi
Lineage: Eukaryota; Metazoa; Arthropoda; Insecta; Hymenoptera; Formicidae
Product: putative odorant receptor 69a, isoform B
Exons: 8
Coding region: 84-1355 (423 amino acids)
Biological process (GO): sensory perception of smell; detection of chemical stimulus involved in sensory perception of smell
Cellular component (GO): plasma membrane
Molecular function (GO): odorant binding; olfactory receptor activity
Source: RefSeq, a predicted model, not a curated record
UAUCGUCUUAUUAUAGCUAUCUAUGGCUGGCUUCGUUCGCAAUAAAGAAAGAAUUAACUGUCAGUCUGCAUCGUACACUCAAUAUGGAAACAUCAAAAUUUCUUAAGUACAAAAAUACUUCUCAUCGCACUUCUCAGAGCAAAUAUCACAAUGGGUUACUAUUAGAAAAAGAUUUCGAAUGGGCAGUGAAGUUAAAUCGAUAUAGUCUAGUAUUAAUUGGACUUUGGCCUAAGUUCGAACAAACAACAUGGGAAAAACGUAUGUGCAAUGCACAUACGCUUCUCGUUUUCUCAAUGAUGUUAUUCUUUGUUGCGAUUCCUGCAAUACAUUCCAUGAUAAGAAUCCAUUUCGACCUUUUAUUACUGACAGAUAACUUGCAGUUUACUUUACCAGCCAUCACUUGCGUCCUAAGAUUUGCAAUAUUCUGGUGGAAGAGAAAACCAGUGACAGCAAUAAUAAACAUGAUCGCUUACGAUUGGUUAAAGGAGAAAACACGACAGGAAAAAACAACGAUGAUCGCAAGAGCGCAAAUUGCGCGCAUCAUUAUAACAUUUGGGUACAGCUUAAUGGGAGUGAGCUGGUUUGUUAUAGUUGUUUUACCGAUAUUUGGCCACUCGGUGAGAUACCUGUCUAAUAUCACUGAUCUGGAGAGACCAUUACCACUACAGACAUAUUAUAUCUACGACACAACUAAAAGCCCACAAUAUGAACUAACAUUCACUAUUCAAAGUAUUACCUUAUUCCUCAAUACUAUGUGUUAUACAGGCGUUGACAAUUUUCUUAGUCUCUCGGUAUUUCAUGUCUGUGGCCAAUUGGAUAUUCUAAGGAAUCGCCUCAUGUAUAAUUUACAUAAUGUCUCAAAUUACAACAGAGUUUUAAAAAAUUGCGUGAUAGAACAUAUCCGGCUACUUAGAGCUAUUCAUCAUAUUCAAGAAAUAUUCAAUAUAAUAUUGAUGAUAUUAUUUCUAUAUUUCGGGAUUCUUUUCGCUUUCUAUGGAUUUUGGAUGAUAAAUAUGCUCGAAAGUGAACAGCACUUAACAGUCUUUCACUUGACAUAUAUUAUAAGCGUCUUUACGAACGCAUUUGGUCAUAUGUGCAUGUAUUGUGCUGUUGGCGAAAUGUUAACAACUCAGUGCGAUCGAAUUUAUUAUGCUGUAUAUUUCAAUGAAUGGUAUACUAUGGAUCUAAGAAAUGCUCGGGACUUAGUUCUUCUAACAAUAAGAACCAGUAAGCCUCUUUAUCUUAACAUUGGUAAGGUGUUUCCUUUGACAAUGGCUACAUUUUGUAACCUAUUGAAAACGUCAGCCGGUUACAUAUCCGUGUUACUUACUACAAGAAGUCAAUCAAAGAUUUAAAAUAAAGAUUGGCUUGGAUGCUGUGACAAAGGGAGAGAAAAAGAGACAAGUCAGAAAGAAAAGACCUGUUAUUCUUGUUAGUAUGUAGUAUAAAAAGAAUAUGCAUUUAUGAAGUUAUAAUAUAGAGUGAAUACCUUAAAAAGAAGUGAGCGGGUAUUUCCGUGAAAAGAAUUUACUUAGAGUUCUUUGAAGGUAUAGUAACAGUUACUAAUGCAUUAGAAAAUAUAAUUUAAUAGUUUUCAAAAGUACAUAUCUCAAUUAUUAUGUACCAUCAUUAUAGAUUAUCAUUAUUUUGUAAUAAUAUAUUAUAUAUCGCUAAGCUUUACAGCCAGCCAAAUUAUUAGUUCUCUUUUAUUACGCUGUUAGUUCUAAUAUUUACUUUUACAAUGUUUGCAUAGUGUGUAUUCAUUUCGCUAUG